GCACCCGGCUCACUUUUCCACAUCACUUCACAGUUACAUUUGGCAGGCAGGAGGGCUCGCAUGCCGGCGCGCUCAGCCCAGAAUUAGUGGAUGGAUUUGGAAUCUCCCUGCUUCCUCGAAGCUCCGCCGCCGCCGCCGCUGUCACCGCCGCCGACGUUUUGAGCGUAGACGGGAGCAUAACCUUACCAUCAGCUGCACUUUGGGGCUGCGGACACACAGAGCCCAGCGCGUCCGCUCAGCAUCUCAGCACCAAGGCUCCGCAGCUCCGAGAGACAUGAAGGAGAUCUGGAGGUGCCUGCCCCGUGCGCCGGUGUCUGUUGCCACUCAUUGCACUCGGGAGCCCAUCUCCAGCCCCUCCAGCCAUUUGUGAACCUGGAGGCUUGACCUUUGCCAGCGCGAAGUCCAACCCCCGAAAUUUCAAUGAAAAGGAAAGUCCAGGAUCGUGGUCUUAGAAAAGCUGCUUAAACAUGUCUGUUUCCCGUUGCUCUGAACACGUGGCCGAGCUGUAAAUAAACGCUCUGCACUGCAUGAUGAAUUGGAUGGCUGCAGACCCCAGGCAAAAAAAAUAAUUGUCUCAUUUUCGCGGUGAUUUGCUUAACUGGUGGGACCAUGCCGGAACGGCUAGCGGAGAUGUUCGUGAACCGCUGGACUCCAUUAAUAAUAUUAUGGAUUACCAUCCCCACUUACGUUUACAUGGCUCCGAUGAAUCAGCCGCACGUUUUCACCAGUGGAUCCUCUUUGGAACUAAACAGGCUGAGUGAAGAGCGGCGGAUUUUGAAUCGCUCCAAAAGAGGCUGGGUUUGGAAUCAAAUGUUUGUCCUGGAAGAAUUUUCUGGACCUGAACCCAUUCUCGUUGGCCGGUUACACACAGACCUGGAUCCUGGAAGUAAAAAAAUCAAGUAUAUCCUAUCAGGUGAUGGAGCUGGGACAAUCUUUCAAAUAAAUGAUAUUACUGGAGAUAUCCAUGCUAUAAAAAGACUUGACCGAGAGGAAAAGGCUGAGUACACAUUAACAGCUCAGGCGGUGGACUGGGAGACAAACAAACCUCUUGAGCCUCCUUCUGAAUUUAUUAUUAAAGUUCAAGACAUCAAUGACAACGCACCAGAGUUCCUCAAUGGACCCUAUCACGCUACUGUGCCAGAGAUGUCCAUUUUGGGUACGUCUGUCACUAAUGUAACAGCUACUGAUGCUGAUGACCCAGUUUACGGAAACAGUGCAAAGUUGGUUUAUAGUAUCUUGGAAGGACAGCCUUAUUUUUCCAUUGAGCCUGAAACAGCUAUUAUAAAAACUGCCCUUCCAAACAUGGACAGAGAAGCCAAGGAGGAAUACCUGGUCGUAAUCCAAGCCAAAGAUAUGGGUGGACACUCUGGCGGCCUGUCUGGAACCACUACACUUACGGUGACCCUCACUGACGUUAAUGACAAUCCUCCAAAAUUUGCACAAAGUCUGUACCACUUCUCAGUACCAGAAGAUGUGGUUCUUGGCACUGCAAUAGGAAGAGUCAAAGCCAAUGACCAGGAUAUUGGUGAAAAUGCACAGUCAUCCUAUGACAUCAUUGAUGGAGAUGGAACAGCACUGUUUGAAAUCACCUCUGAUGCUCAGGCCCAGGAUGGCAUUAUAAGACUAAGAAAGCCUCUGGACUUUGAGACCAAAAAGUCCUAUACACUGAAGGUAGAAGCAGCCAAUGUCCACAUCGACCCACGUUUCAGUGGCAGGGGGCCUUUUAAAGACACAGCAACAGUCAAAAUUGUGGUGGAGGAUGCAGAUGAGCCUCCAGUCUUCUCUUCACCAACGUACCUGCUUGAAGUUCAUGAAAAUGCUGCUCUGAAUUCCGUGAUUGGGCAAGUGACCGCUCGUGACCCUGAUGUCACUUCUAGUCCUGUCAGGUUUUCCAUCGACCGUCACACUGACCUGGAGAGACAGUUCAACAUUAAUGCAGAUGAUGGGAAGAUAACACUGGCAACUCCCCUUGACAGAGAAUUAAGUGUCUGGCACAACAUCACCAUCAUUGCCACUGAGAUUAGGAACCACAGUCAGAUAUCCCGAGUGCCUGUUGCUAUUAAAGUGCUGGAUGUCAAUGACAACGCCCCUGAGUUCGCAUCCGAAUAUGAGGCAUUUUUAUGUGAAAAUGGAAAACCCGGCCAAGUCAUUCAAACAGUAAGUGCCAUGGACAAAGAUGAUCCCAAAAAUGGACAUUAUUUCCUGUACAGUCUUCUUCCAGAAAUGGUCAACAACCCAAAUUUCACCAUCAAGAAAAAUGAAGAUAAUUCCCUCAGCAUUUUGGCAAAACAUAAUGGAUUCAAUCGCCAGAAGCAAGAAGUCUACCUUUUACCAAUAGUUAUCAGUGACAGUGGGAAUCCCCCACUGAGCAGCACCAGCACCUUAACCAUCCGGGUCUGUGGCUGCAGCAAUGAUGGUGUUGUCCAGUCUUGUAAUGUUGAAGCUUAUGUCCUUCCGAUUGGACUCAGUAUGGGCGCCUUAAUCGCCAUAUUAGCAUGCAUCAUUUUGCUGCUAGUCAUCGUGGUGCUGUUUGUUACCCUGCGGCGGCAUAAAAAUGAGCCAUUAAUUAUAAAAGAUGAUGAAGACGUUCGAGAAAACAUCAUUCGCUACGAUGACGAAGGUGGAGGGGAGGAGGACACUGAAGCUUUUGACAUUGCAACUUUGCAAAACCCAGAUGGAAUAAAUGGAUUUUUACCCCAUUACAGAAGAGGGUUGCUAGGAGGAAUGUCAGAGAACACUGCCUGAAGAAAAGGACUAUGGAAAAUGGUGACUUCAAUGAACCCAGAGGCCAGAACUACAGAAGACAAUGAGAGGUCACUAAAGGCACAUGCUAAUCACUUCAGACCUCCUCUGUGCAUUCAGUAUCUCCAGGGCCAUCUCACGGCUCCACGUGGAUAUGAGCAAUAUUUCAAUAUUUUAACAAUCACUGUUUAAGAUUGAACACAGCAGUUAUGAGUCAUUGGUGGAGAUGAUUUCCUGUUUCUGUUCCAUGCUUUCCCUUCACCACAACUCUCUCUGAUACUUUCCUAACUUUUCUUUAAUUCAACCUCUACAGUUUGGGAUAUACCACUUAUUUGUCACGUUUGACUGUUGGAUAUGUGACUGGAUGAUUUAAGAUUCAUGUUAGAGCUAUAACAAUACUGCAAAUAAACUUUUAAAAUUCCUUCCUAACAACCAAUGUCUUUUAUACAGAUGCAUGUUCUAGACAUAGUAUUUGUGACAGGGAAAUGAUAUGCUCACCAUAAUUAUCUUGCCCCUCAUAGAAAUAGGAUGUGUGUGAUUUGAUAAGUUAAUAAAGAAGCAAAAAAUAAUAAAACAUUAGAUUUGUCUGUAUCAUAGAAGAGAUUAGCAGGAUUCAAAGAACAUAGGGGGAGAGCAUAAUAACCUACCAGUUCAUGGUAUUCUAUAACAAGUUAUGCUAAGAUGAGUCUUGGACUCGACAGUGCCUGUUGCAGGAUAUUGACUUCCAGGGUCUGAAAAUGAUGCUGAGUUGAAAGAUUUCUCAGAAUCCUUUACUGCUAGGGCUUCCUAACAUGCAAAAUACCCCAUGUGACCAAGUUUCUAGGACCAUUUUAUGUAACAGAUAUUUAUUGAUAUUUACUAUUUCACUGUUCUAUAUGGUUGUAAUAUAACAAGUCUGUGUCCACAUAAUUUGGUGGUGUGGGACAAAAGAAAACA
Messenger RNA from Nannospalax galili (Upper Galilee mountains blind mole rat), 3678 nucleotides. RefSeq names its product cadherin 8 (gene Cdh8). The coding region runs from base 610 to 2745 and encodes 711 amino acids. Gene Ontology annotation, biological process: synaptic transmission, glutamatergic; cell-cell junction assembly; cell morphogenesis. The record is from RefSeq and is a predicted model, not a curated record. Gene Ontology annotation, cellular component: catenin complex; plasma membrane; synaptic cleft. The transcript has 13 exons. Gene Ontology annotation, molecular function: cadherin binding; calcium ion binding. Lineage: Eukaryota; Metazoa; Chordata; Mammalia; Rodentia; Spalacidae.